AGCACUGGUUGAGACCUGCCUAAAGUUGUGCACCCCUCGCAAAAAGUGGGCAUGUCGGUGUCUCCCGUAAAACGAGCAAAAGUCGGCCCCAGCGACUGUUUGUCGUACCUGCAGAGCCUGGGAGAUGUUCGACCGGAAGACGCCGCCCUGCAGUUGGCCCAGCGAAUUCGGGCGGAGGAGGAGGAGGCGGCGCAGGCGGACACGUGCGGCGGCGCCAACCAAGCCGCCCUCAACAUUAGUUUCCGGGUGUACUACCACAUAGUGCACAAGUACGAUGUGAACGACUCGUACUUCGAAGAUCUCCCUCGGCGUUUGACCUGUAAACAACCCACUGCCUUUUUGAUGCUCCAAUCUGUGCUCUUAACUGAUCAUUGGAAGCGACUUGAUGCUGAGUUGCUGGAGGAGAAGUGCACCACUGCCAUAAUUGAGUCUCUGCGACAAAACAAUCCCAGUUUGAUGGCCGUUCUUAAGGCUACAAACCUGCUGGUGAAGAAGUUUCCCAAGCUGGAACUACUUCCCCUUCGUUUGGAGCACUUUUAUCAUUGUCUGCAGCGUCAGACGCAAACGGGCUCCCGCGAGGAAACCCUAACGCUUUACAAUCACUGCUGUAAACAGCCGAAACGUGCGUUCUCCUACUUCCGGCUUAUUGUUGAGUUCUGGCCGUGGACGAAUCGAAACAAGUACUACUUGCUGAGCGGCGCCCUUAACUCACAUCAGCUUCCCGAUCUUCUGGCAGCCACGAACCAAACCGAAGAGGAGUUUUUAAAUGGACUCCGACUUAGCUUGAGUUAUAAGGGUCUCCGAGCAGCUAGCCAAUAUCCGGUGAAAAGCUUGAGCAACCAACGUUCACCAGCUUUACUUACCGCCAGUGUGGAACUGCUGUUGAAUGGCAGCGUGGCGGAGAUCCAAAACUUUCAUUCCCAGUGGUUUCUUCGAAUCCAGCAACGCGAUGUGCUGUUUGAACUUCUACAAGCCAAUCCGCAGAUCGUUGAAUUUUUGGCCUGCUCCGAGGAACUAAGGUCACCUGGCGACCAGUUAAGACUGAUACUGAUAUUUAGCAUGUUUGCCAAAGAGAUAUAUUCUGCUUCAAUGUUGCACUUUUUCAAGAUCAGCACAGAGCUGCUGACCAACUGCCGUCAAAUGGAGACGGAGGCACAGCUGUUAGUGUUCCGGUUUCUGGUAGACAACCUGGGGAACUUUGCUGUAGAAGACUGCCUGGAAUUUUUUCACAGCUUUGUCGAGCGCCAUCGCAGCGUAGAAAGCUCAGAGUUUCGAAACACGAUGCUGGGCAAAAUGCCCACAAUAAUCAACCACACGGCAAAGCAUUUCCACAAAGUGCUUAAAGCGGACAGUGGAGUAGGUGGCGAUGCCUUGGCGCAGAAUAUCAAGCGAUUCUUUUCACACCUACAGAACCUGAUAGAGCGGGAUAUCCACAGCGAGGUGUAUCAACCCAAGAUCUUCGCCUUGAAGCUACUGGAGAUUUUAAACAAGUCUUUAUAUGCCAAACAAGUUGCUAAGAAUGCAAAAAUGUGCAGUCCGCAGCAGAAUCAGCGAAUGGGGUUAUUUCUUUUAGAGCACGGAGUCUUUCGGCCAAAGGAUAUGGCGCAACAACUUUUUGAAACCCUUAACAAUCCUCAGGGUUUCGAUGAUGCUUUGGAACUGACAGUUUCUCUUUUGACUCAAUUGGGCCAUGUGGACAGCGAAUUGUGUGUGGAGCGUUGUUUGGGACUUUGUAUCACAUCUGAUGUGGACGAAUGCUCACUGGUUUCGCUCUACGCCCAGUUAGCAGUUACAAAGAAAGAAUCUGGCAAGAAAAUAUUUACCGAAUGUUUAAACCGGUUGUUGGACAAAGUGGAUACCUUCUUGAACGAUCCAUUGCAAACGGCCAAGAACGGCGGUAAUCUUUUUGGCUAUCUUCGCGGAGUAGACGAGGUUGUCAAAGCCGGAGUUCCCGUGAAUUCCCCACUGGAUGACUUGCUGCCACUGUUAGAGCGAAUACUCAACGGUAUCCUGAAGUGCCUCAACUUGGCUAACGCUCGAAAACAACAGGAGGCAGCCGCGGCAGCCAGUUUUCAGGACAUGGACGAGAGUCUACAGUUGCUGGUUAGCGAGAGUUCCUUCAAGUCCGAUGGAGAGGAGGAGGCGUGUCGAAAGUACUUACUUAUGAGUUUCUGGCUGACUCUAAAGGGUUGCUGUGAUCUAGCCACUAGCAUUGGGUGCUCUCUACUGCAAACAGAUGGGAAAAAAGUAAAUUCUGAAGCUCUUCGUCGUUGCCUCGACAUCAAUGUGUCCGUUUUAACGCUCUGCCGGCACAAAGGAGCUAUCGAGGCGGCCGGGUUGAGUAUAGGCAGACUCACCCGUGCAAUAACCAGCAGUUUAGAGAGCGACGAUGCCUGUUUCCAGAUGUUGCACGAUUGCUUGGAACGCGAGUUGUUGACUGAGAGCCGCCAGGUGAGCACCACACGUCGUGGUGCCGGCUUCGCCAUAAUGUUUCUACAUGUGCUGAAAAACGACAAUCCACGGCAGCGACUGCUACUGCAUCGAGCUGUGCAGCAAAUUCUUCAGAGGCUAAACGGACAUCGUUCCGAGGAGAGUAUUUCGUUGGAUAGCAAUCACGAUCGUUGGGAGGCAUUGGUGCUGCAUUACCUUUGCGUUCUUGUGCGCGACACCGAACUGAGGCCAGCAAUGAGCAAGUACUACAAUGAGAUCCUGCUAGUGGCCAUGGAGCACAUUGACAACCCUGAGUGGACCAUCUCGAAUGCGGCGUUGCAACUCUUUGGCGCCAAUCUGGGAAAACUGGUGGGCCAGCGUCAGGCCACGGAGUUCGAAACUCGUCCCGCUUGGGAGCCCAGUGAACUGGACUACGACGAGCUGGGAUGCCUGCUGCCGAAGGCCUGCGAGCAUAUGUUGGAAUGCUGUGACCGCCAGGAGGUUACCUCUUCUAUCAUACUCUUUUUGGCCUUCCUUUCCAAGGUGGAGCAUCUGCGCACUUCGGGUAGCGGAGAGCCAAAUCCCCUGCUUCUUCGAUUCCGUCGGUUAAGCUGGCGUUUGCUGCGGCACAAGUGCGAUCAAGUGCGUCAACUGGCAGCCACUUGUUUUGUGCGCUCACACGAGUUCCGCUGCGAUCUGCCAGCGGCGCUGCUGGUCAGUGCGAAAUUGGCGGCAAAUCUUGACGAGGAGAACUUUUACGAGGGACUCAUUUACACCCUGACUUCAGGUGUGUUGAAACUUAAACACGAAGCCCGACAUGUUUGGAACGAGGGUCGUUUGGAAAAUUUUUUCGACGAACUGCUCACGUCGUUGAACGUCACGGAACAAGUGAGUCGGUUUAAGCCAUACACCCUGAACGUGCUGCUUGAACUGCUGAAGUUGCUGGGAAGCACGGAUAAAUCGACUCUCGUGGAGUCACUCGCCUCCCACUAGCUAAAUUAGUUUUAUCUUAUCUAAUAUUAAGCCAAAAAGUAAUCUUUUCUUGUCAACGCUUUUACAACUAUUCAAAUGACGCAUUUUAUGUUUGUACGCAGUAAACGAAACGAAAGUAUCUACCAAA
Messenger RNA from Drosophila ficusphila, 3550 nucleotides. RefSeq lists its product as uncharacterized. The transcript is spliced from 3 exons. Lineage: Eukaryota; Metazoa; Arthropoda; Insecta; Diptera; Drosophilidae. Gene Ontology annotation, biological process: tRNA methylation. Gene Ontology annotation, cellular component: cytosol. The coding region runs from base 52 to 3423 and encodes 1123 amino acids. The record is from RefSeq and is a predicted model, not a curated record.